Gloeophyllum trabeum ATCC 11539 is the source of this 312-nucleotide messenger RNA. RefSeq lists its product as uncharacterized. The annotation marks the transcript as partial. The transcript has a single exon. The record is from RefSeq and is a predicted model, not a curated record. NCBI's taxonomy places the organism in Eukaryota, Fungi, Basidiomycota, Agaricomycetes, Gloeophyllales, Gloeophyllaceae.
GACAUCGCGGGUAGCAUCGCGGGCUUCCUGAGCUCCGUAAUCGACCAGGGCGGCAGCGACAACACGAAGCGCGCUAAUGGUGUACGCAACGUCGUCGACGGCAUGGCGAAAAAAUACGGGCCCAUCAACGUCGUCGCGUGCCACACGGACCACGAGGCGAAGUUCGACGGCGUGCAGGGCACGGACUGGGUGCACCAGCACUUCGAGAUCGACAUCCAGAUCGGUGGUACCGUUGGGUACGAGCUUUACCUCGGGAACACUGGUACUUUCAAGCGCAAUGGCGACGGUGGUGAUAUCAACUGGGGCUGGUGA